This is a messenger RNA of Dermatophagoides pteronyssinus (European house dust mite), 816 nucleotides long. Its product is annotated as putative nuclear transport factor 2. NCBI's taxonomy places the organism in Eukaryota, Metazoa, Arthropoda, Arachnida, Sarcoptiformes, Pyroglyphidae. The record is from RefSeq and is a predicted model, not a curated record. Gene Ontology annotation, biological process: nucleocytoplasmic transport.
UAUUUUUUUUUUCUUCGAAAACAUGUUGCCAAUGUGAAUGUUGUUGUUGUUGUUGUUGUCGGUUUCAUCAUUUUUAGCCAAGAAAAAAGAAAGAAGAACGCAACGAAUUUACGGUGUACCACAUAUAUUUCAUCAGCGAACAACAACAUUGCGAUAAAUAUUCACUAGCCAGCGAUAUUUGUGUAAAGAAGAAAUUUGAUUUUUCGAAACAUUCUGUGUGUUUUUCAAUUGGCUCAAGAUUUAUAUUUUAUCAUAAUCAUUAUUCAAAUGGCUUUGAAUCCAAAUUAUGAACAAAUUGGUAAAACAUUUGUUCAACAAUAUUAUGCUAUUAUGGAUGAUAAUAAUCAACGUUUAAAUGUUGCCAAUUUUUAUUCGGAAACAAACUCGUUAAUGACAUUCGAAGGUAGCCAACUGAUGGGACGUGCAAAAAUAUUGGAAAAAUUUCAAAGUUUAACAUUUCAAAAAAUUCAACAUUUAAUUACUGUGAUUGAUUCACAACCAACAUUUGAUGGUGGUGUUUUGGUUACCGUAUUGGGACAACUGAAAACUGAUGAUGAUCCACCACAUACAUUCAAUCAAACAUUUGUAUUGAAACCAAUGGCCGAUACAUUUUUUGUUGAACAUGAUAUAUUUCGUUUAGCAUUACAUGCUUAACCCUUUCUUCUCCGAUUUUUUUGAACAAACCAACCAAACUUUUUAUCCAUUUUUUUUUUAACUUCGAUCAUCUUCCUAAAUAAUAUUGUUCUUUUCUUUUUAACUUAACCUAAACAAAAAUUGUCAAAAAUGAAUAGAGAUUCUUGAGAAAUCUCUUUUUCU